Kickxella alabastrina is the source of this 426-nucleotide messenger RNA. RefSeq lists its product as uncharacterized. The coding region runs from base 1 to 426 and encodes 141 amino acids. The record is from RefSeq and is a predicted model, not a curated record. NCBI's taxonomy places the organism in Eukaryota, Fungi, Kickxellomycota, Kickxellomycetes, Kickxellales, Kickxellaceae. The transcript is spliced from 4 exons.
AUGAGCACCCAGGCAAGGUGCACCCACGAGCAAGACCCUGGGUUGCUGGCUUUGCACAAGGCUGAUCUGGAUCAGAAGCAGGAGCAAGGGCAAUUGAUGCAUAUGGAGAUAAACAUGGGUAUACACAUAACGCAGAUGAAGGAACAGUUUGCCGGUCUCACCACCAGGCUUGCUGAUGUGGCCACCAAGCACAGGGUCUUGGCUGCCAAACAUCAGGCUAAAGCUUGCUGCCAUGUCACCGAGUUACAGGCCAGGUUCAACAAGGUGCAGGCUGUACUGGACGAAUGUGCUUAUCUCAUGGCCAUGACAGAGGCUGUGUUGUCCUUGUCAGCAUUACACAAUGGUGGCUCAGUCACCACCACAGUCGAACAGCUCAAAUUCUGCACUAUCUUGCUCAAGGCCACACUUAGCACCUGCUACCAAUGA